Messenger RNA from Hydra vulgaris (swiftwater hydra), 2397 nucleotides. Its product is annotated as pyridoxal-dependent decarboxylase domain-containing protein 1. Gene Ontology annotation, cellular component: intracellular membrane-bounded organelle. Gene Ontology annotation, molecular function: carbon-carbon lyase activity; pyridoxal phosphate binding. The record is from RefSeq and is a predicted model, not a curated record. Lineage: Eukaryota; Metazoa; Cnidaria; Hydrozoa; Anthoathecata; Hydridae. Gene Ontology annotation, biological process: carboxylic acid metabolic process.
ACUUUAGCGGAAAGCUCUUUUUAUUUCUGUUAUUAAGUAUUAAAAUUAAAAAUCAUAUAAAAUAAGGAGAUGCUUUAAUAAUUCAAAGCGUGAAUUAACAAUAUUAACGUGGCCGCUAACUAUCAAAGAUGGCCGUUGAAGCAGUAGAUGCGAUGGUGUCGCAAAAUAUGACUGAUGAGCAGAAUAUAAGUCAUCAGUUUUAUUCAUGUAUCAAUCGAAUUUUUCAGGAUCCAAUAAGGCACCAUGCUGCACCAUUGACCACACACCAUACUGCUGUUGAUGAUUUUCAUAUUGAUAAAGGUGUUAGCUUGUCAGAGAUACUAAACAGAUUAGCUUCUCUUCACUUGCCAUCAACAAAAAGAUCUUCUCUGCCAAACACGUAUAAUCAUAUUUCAAUUCUUAGUGAUAGUUUUCAAGGUUACUUACAACUUCUUCCAUCAGUUGAAGUUUCAGAACUUUCUCAGCAAGUUAAACAAGAUACAACUAAAUGGCUUAGUAAAUUAUUUGGAUUAGACGAUGUUUUCUCUAUUUUUCACCGGACAAAAAACGAGGGUUUAUUAAAUGUUUGUAGAAUCUCUCUUCAUUUAAAGUACUCUAAAUAUGCAACAGAUGGAUUUACAGCUCUUUACACACGUCCACCUGUAAUAUACAUUAGUGCAAUUGCUCCCGAUUCUCUACUUCAACAACUACGCUCAGAACUUGGCCUUCCUCAGUCAAGUAUUUGCAUUGUUCCAUGUAAUUCAAUGUUUGGCUCUCCAUAUACAAUGGAUGUUAGUGCAUUUGAGAGACACGUUACUGAUGAUAUAUCGUGUGGAAAGACACCGCUAUUAUUAAUAGCAUAUGCUGGUACUCCUUUAUCAGGACAUACUGAUAAUCUUGAGCGGUUACGUGAAAUUUGCACUCAAUCUGGGAUUUGGUUUCAUGUUGAAGGUGAUAUUCUUGCAAAUCUUGCUUUGACACAAAUGCAACCAUCAAUACAAGUAGCUACUUCUGCAGACAGUUUAACAUUAAAUUUACCUACAUGGUUUGGUUUACCUAAUAUUCCAUUUUGUACAUUUUACAAAACAAGGCAACCAUCAUCAAACUCUCUGGUAUCUAUGAAAUUUGACCAGAGUGAAAUUGUUUCUUUGCCAUUAUGGGUCAUGCUUCAAUUUAUGGGUACACAUGAUUUAAAGAGAAUAAUUGAGCAUGCAUCUGAACUUGCACAACAGAUUAGCCAUCGCCUUGAUAUGAUAAGUAGUAUAAAAAGACUAGAACAGCCAUCAGGUGUUUCACCAAUUGUCAUUUUUAAAUAUAAAGCUUCACCUUCUUUACCUCUAGUAUUUAGUUCUGAGAGUAAUUUAAAAUCAACUAAAGCGGCUCCUCGAGGGAAGGUUGAUGUUUCGCAAAAACUAGUUGAUGCUUGCAAUGAGCAUUUAUUCAAUCAUUUGGAUUUCCAUUCAAAAGUUUUUAUAGAUCUAGUAAAUAUACCAAGAGAAGGUGUUUGUUUGAAAUUCCAUCCGUUAUGCACUUCAAGAUUUCGUGAAACAUCUAAAGCUGAUAUUGAUCAUUUUGUUGAAGUACUGCAUAAUAAAAUUGUUGAACUUGAUCAUACACUAGUUUUGAGAACAACAUUCAGUGAAAUUUUUCAAAGAAUACCUGAUCUGCAAGUUGUUGAUGUAAGCGAUGAGCUUGCCCUUGGAGCUUUUCAGUGUUUACCUAAAUACUGGAAAACAAAAAACUUGUCUAACCUUUCUGAAAUAAAAAAAACUGAAUUGAAUGAGCUUAAUGUAAAAAUAUUCGAAUUGCUUAUACAACAAUGUCGCUUUGUAGAGAAAUGUGCAAUGUCAAAUGGACAGUUAUUUAUUAAAAUAAAUGUGGUUGAUGAGGCAUUUGAUUUGCAAUUGUUUGCUGAUCGAAUUCUUAAGCUUACUAUUGACAUGGAAGAUAAUGAAAAGUAUGCUGAAAUGUUGAAAGAGUCAGUUCAAAAAAAUAUUGAAGAAGCAAUGACAAAAAUAGAAAGAGAAAGAGAAGAAAAGUUUUUUCAAGAUGGUGUGCUGCGAAGUGUACCAAUAGUAAGCUCACUUUACAAUUGGUGGUCUCCACCACCAAAAGAAGAUCAUGGUGUAAUCGGACGUUCCUUUGAUUUAUCUUCAGGUAAAUUGGAAGCUACGGAUAAAACAUACAAGUUCAAAAUGCAAUUACAUGAUGACCAAUCUGACACUUUAUCUCAUUUGUCAGGAAUAUCAAAAUUAUCACAUAAAGAGAAUUUAAAGCAAACCGAUUUAAAUAGUGAUGAUGAAGGGAAUUUAAGUGAAAUAGAUUCUACAGAAGAACUGGAAAAUGAAGAAACAGAAAAUGACUUAAAUUAAUAUUUGUAUGGUUUUGAAAUCUUUAAUAACUGCAUAAAAACUUUAA